Caenorhabditis angaria is the source of this 1501-nucleotide messenger RNA. NCBI's taxonomy places the organism in Eukaryota, Metazoa, Nematoda, Chromadorea, Rhabditida, Rhabditidae. The record is from the annotation of a GenBank genome assembly.
AUGUCGGGUGAGUUUUUAUAUUACAAAACAACUACUCAUGAUUGUUUUGCAGACGUCGUAAAACAAAUCACCAAUGUUAUCCAAUUAUACGAAAAUAAUUUCAACAAAUUGGAUAUAUCAAAUUUCGCACAAAUUGCACAUGUUGGAGCAAUUGUAGCUAGAAUAAGAUCGGGAAUUCAACUAGAAAACGAAGUAAUCGAUAAAUUAAGAGAAUUAGAAAAACAGAUUGCUAUAUAUUCUAGAAAAAUGGACAAGCAUUUUGAUCAAGUUAAAGAGCUUAUGGGCGAGAAUAGUUUCUAUGCGGAAGUUGCGAUGAAUGCACCAAUGCUUAUGAAACUAAUGCGUGAUACAUUGAGUCAACCGACUUCGAAUAUGUUUGAGGAUGCUUGUAGAAGACAACCACCAUUGCAUGAUGCAUAUGUGAGUAGGGAACACACAGUUUUACUUUUUAAAAAACCGGAAAAUUUGUUUUAAUUGAAAUUUCAAGUCGACUUUGCCAAAACUCACAGAAAUUUCAGCGGGUUUUCACGAUGAAAAACCGUCAAAACACAUUUUUUCAGAAACUGAUCAGUCUCAUCGAGCAAAAAUCAACAAACCCGUUGAGAAAAGCCAUGGCUGCAGAAUCUUUGCCAUCAAGAAGCACAUUUAACAAAUGGCAUGAUAAUAUCAUGCGUGUUAUUGGGGAAUUUGUAAGUUUCGCUUAGCUCAUACAUAAUCAUACUUAUUUUAAAUUUAGUAUAUUCUCGAACUAUACAUCAAUGGUCUAUUCUGGGAUACAAAUAUGUAUGGACCGAAUCAAUUGAAAUCUAGAAUUGAAACAUUGCAAAACGAUGUAGAAAAUUGGCGAAUUGAUUAUGAGAAUAAAGUGGUUUGGCCGGAAAAGGCGAGAGCGUUGAUUGAGAAAAUACAAGAUGUUGGGAACCGGGAGAAGUUGCAAAAUGCCUUUGACGAUAUUCUAACUACGUAAGAAGGGGACAUCUUUUUCAGAAGCCUUCAAAAGCACUUCUAAACCCCUAAAAACCUUAACUACUCUUAAAAUUAUCUUAUUUCAGUGACAUAUUCUACAUUCAAGUGUACAAUCAAUGUAGCGAUUCUAACAGGCACACUUUUCAUUCGGACCCUUCUCAAACAAUCAUUUCCUGCCGUCGUGGUGGAUGUUGUGUGAUUGUAUAUCGAAGUAGACAUGCGAAAAUUACUAGGUUUGCCUGAAGAUAGGCCUAAAAUGAUGAUCACAAUUUUCAGAGAUGGGACAUCAAGUCUAAAUAUUCAUGAAAAAUUCAAACUUAUCUUGCAAAUUCGAGCAAAUAUCGAUAGAUUGCUUCAAAUUUUCCCGGAUUCUACGGAAAUUCUAUCAUUGAAUAUUGCAUUUUUGAACUACGAAGAUAUUAUUGAGGAUUAUAAGAGAAAUCCUGAUAUUUCUAUGGAUGAAAUUGAGAAGAUCCCGAGUGAUGAAUUCAUGAAAAAAUAUUGGAAAUUGAUGGAGUUGAUCGCAUUUUCUUGA